Molecule: messenger RNA, 564 nt
Organism: Serpula lacrymans var. lacrymans S7.9
Lineage: Eukaryota; Fungi; Basidiomycota; Agaricomycetes; Boletales; Serpulaceae
Exons: 3
Coding region: 1-564 (187 amino acids)
Source: RefSeq, a predicted model, not a curated record
AUGUCCACAUCUAUCACUGCCAUAUCUCCUAACACUUUGGCUUAUAAACUUACUCCAAUAGCCGCUGCUGCUCUGCUGCACCAUGCUUUUCACCCAUCCAAAGGUCAAUAUGGGACAGAAGCCAUGCUACACAAUACGCUAAUUUUUUUUUAUAGCGAAGGUUAUUACAGCUCUGGGGAUUCUUUCUGGACAACAACAAGUGGUUAUCCAGACGUUACCAAACCGUGGAGUUCAGGAGCCGAGGAGGAGUGUGCUACAUUUCUCAACAACAUUGUUUUGAAGGUCGACUCUGCAUUACCAAGUGGUACAGCUGCUGCCUUGCGAUGGUGGACUGCCGCCAACUCAGUACAUUCAGUAGAGGAUGGUGGUGGCAGAUGGCGUCCUGACUUGAUCUUGAUGAGCGCUAGCUCUGAUAACCCCACCAACCCCAAAGCCCUUUUUCCAGCAAAUUGGAGGAGUGUCCAUGCAUUAGCUGAACUCAAGGACAGGGAGAAGAACUCGGUCCACCUUCACGAGCAGCUUUUUCAGCUAAUGGGGUGGGCUUCAUUCCUCAGAGCUGCAUAG